AUGGCCGCUCCCUCCUCCAAGCCCGCUUCCUCCAAGCCUCAGAACCCCCAGGGCUCGCACGAUAACUGCUCCGCCGUGGCCAAGCCGCAGUAUUCUCAAGGCUCGUAUCAUAGCUGCUCCGUCAUGGCCAAGCCGCAGUAUUCUCAGGGCUCGUAUCACAGCUGCUCCGUCAUCCACACUCGCAACAACACGGUUACGGAGCCCUAUUCCAUUCGUGCGGACGACCCGGCCGCCAUUAGCUCUUCUCUUCUUCCCUGGUUCGAAACCUCGGAGCCCUACGCUCAGGCUUUUAAGUGCGGAAUCAUGGUUACCAAGAGCAAGCUCAAGUUGGCUCUUGCCUACGACAAGGGUGUCGACUUUGCCCAGGUCAAAGAAAAACGGCGACUGAAAGCCCUCCGAAAGGUCAAAGGGAAAGACCAAAGCACACAGUCCGAGGUAGAGACUCAAACAGCGCUGGACGAGCAUGGCGAAGAUGGGUGGGAGGACGAAGAUAGUGAGGGGAGCGCUGUGGAGCCUUCACUUGACAUCGAGCGACUCGACGACAGUGAUACUUCCGAUUCGGAAGUAGAGAUGGAAGAGCGGUUACCUCGGCCACCUAAGAAGAUCACUCAGACAAAGCCCAAGGCGAACACCAAAUCCUCAAAGAAGACGGCAAAUUCGGAGGCCAUGGUCACUAAAGAUCACGGCGGACGACCUGAUCCCCACACGCGCCUUACCAUUAACAAUACUACCGCUCUUCUGGCCUCGCUGAACCGCAUAAGAAUCCCAGUUGAUUCGUCGGCGCUCUUUGCCACCCACCAGUCCAUAAUUUCUUCCACGCGCACCGCCGACGACAUACCGAACGUUUCCGACGAUCUGCAGCGUGAGCUCCAGUUUUACAAACAGAGCCGCGAUGCUGUGUUGAGGGCGAGGGCCAUGCUCCUCAAGGAAGGCGUCCCCUUUACCCGACCUAAUGACUUUGGCAAGCAGGUCCAGAUUGCUAAGCUUCAAGAGCGGCAAAAGGCUAAGAAGGAUUCCCUUGAGAAGAUCAAGGCCCUCAAGAGAAGUGUGUUUCCAUCGUAUCCGGGUCACCCGCCCAAAGCCCAAUACUUCCCUUGA
Parascedosporium putredinis is the source of this 1098-nucleotide messenger RNA. The record is from the annotation of a GenBank genome assembly. NCBI's taxonomy places the organism in Eukaryota, Fungi, Ascomycota, Sordariomycetes, Microascales, Microascaceae.